ACAGAGCUGCCGCUCAUGGGGGAAGGGGCGGGGCCUUCGGAGGGGAGCGGCGGCGGGAUGUGGCUGCGGGGGGCGCGGGGGGCGCGAGGCCUGGCGGGGGGGAGCCGGGGGGACCACCUUGGAGCCCCCCACCCGGGCACCACCACCUACACCCACCAGAUGAGCUCAGACACCCCAGGAAGGGACAACAGCGGCGAGGGGGGCUCGGACCCCUCAGGGAGCGACCACCGGGCAGAGACCCCAGGGGAUGAGGGGUCCGAGACCCCCUUCUCCGCCCCCCCCCCCGACCUGGAGCCCCCCAGCAACUGCUGCAUGAGCGGCUGCGCCAACUGCGUGUGGAUCCAGCACGUGGAGCGGCUGCUGCGGCACUACGGGGACGGGGGCGAGCGGGCGCUGGAGGCCGUGGAGAGGCACGUGCAGGACGAGAGCAUCAAAAUGCUGCUGAGGACGGAGAUCAGGCUGCGCGCCAAGAAGGACUGAGCCCCAAAAACCCACCCCCCCGGGGGCUUUGUGGGGUCGGGGUUGGGUUUGUUCGGGGUGCCCAGGCACCGGGGGGUCCCCACAGGACGUCGGUGCCCGGGGCCUGGUGCUUCUGCUUCCCCGAGCCCUAUAGAUUUAUAUUUAUAUUUAUAUAUAAAAAAGUAAUAUAGAGAGAGA
Molecule: messenger RNA, 657 nt
Organism: Anas platyrhynchos (mallard)
Lineage: Eukaryota; Metazoa; Chordata; Aves; Anseriformes; Anatidae
Source: RefSeq, a predicted model, not a curated record